This is a messenger RNA of Drosophila hydei, 1551 nucleotides long. Its product is annotated as protein yellow. NCBI's taxonomy places the organism in Eukaryota, Metazoa, Arthropoda, Insecta, Diptera, Drosophilidae. Gene Ontology annotation, cellular component: extracellular region. The record is from RefSeq and is a predicted model, not a curated record. The transcript is spliced from 3 exons. The coding region runs from base 106 to 1551 and encodes 481 amino acids.
CAGUUGUUUUUAGUGCGUGAGAGAGAUUGGUUGCAGUGGAGGCAUUGCAGCAUUGCAGCAGAAAACGAAAAUCGGUUCAUACAUCUAACACUACAUAUUCAUAUUAUGUGUUUGUACUCAGCUAACCAGUUUCGUAUAUAUGUUAUGAAAUCGAGUUAUUUUACAAUUAUUACUUUACUUUCGAUCGUUGGCCUUCGAUACAAUUCGAUUGGUGUCAAUGCUGCAAACUCGGAUCAAAGUCUCCUAAGCACGCAUUUUAAGCUGCAAAAUCCACCAAUGCCAGAUGCUAAACGGGAUAGUAAUUUGUUUCAAAUUAUAAAUGAGUGGAAAUAUAUGGAUUUUGAAUAUCCAACGUUUGUUGAAAGACAGCUGGCGAUCAAAAAUGGCGAUUUUAUCCCGAAGAAUAAUUUACCAUUAGGCAUUGAUGUAUAUGGUAAUCGGCUUUUUAUAACAACACCGCGCUGGAAGGAUGGUGUUCCGGCUAGCUUAGUCACCGUCACAUAUCCAACAAAGGAGAUAAGUCCACCGGUAAAGCCCUAUCCAUCAUGGCAGGCACACAGCAGCCCCUACAAUGCGGACUGCUCCAAGUUGAUAUCCGUUUAUCGCACCGCAGUCGAUGUCCAAUGCAAUCGGUUGUGGGCUAUUGAUUCUGGAAUUGUGAAUGCUACGGUUAAAUUAAAUCAGAUCUGUCCACCCAAAAUUGUGGCCUUCGAUUUGAGCAGCGAUGAGAUGCUCGUCCGCUAUCAACUGCCCGAAUCACAGAUUAAACAGGACUCGUUGCACUCAAAUAUUGCCGUAGAUAUUCGGAAUAAUGAUUGCUCGGAUGCCCACGUGUUUGUUACAGACGUCUGGAGAUUUGGCAUUGUUGUCUAUAGCUUACUAAAGAACCGGAGCUGGCGUGUGACAAACUAUAAUUUUUCACCCAACCCCUUGGCAUCGGAUUUCAAUGUCUACGGCUUAAACUUUCAAUGGUUGGACGGGGUAUUCGGCAUGAGUCUAUCGAAUGGACCCAGAAGCUCGGAUCGAGUGUUAUACUUUCAUCCCAUGGCAAGCUAUAAGGAAUUCAUGGUGUCGACAGAUCUAUUACUGGAUGAAUCCCUUUGGACUAACGGCACUGUGGAUACAUCCAAGUUAUUUAUUUCGAUUGGUGAUCGGGGCUUAAAUGGCCAAUCCUCCACUUCUGGCAUCGCUCGAAACGGCGUUAUGUUCUUUACCCAAGUACAUCGAGAUAAUGUUGGUUGUUGGGACACGUCCAAACCAUAUAAAAGAUCCAAUUUGGGUACUCUUCUUAAGAAUUCAGGAAAUGAAACGUUGAUUCAAUUUCCUAACGACUUAAAAAUUGAUCAAGAGCAGAGGCAAGGCGUUUGGGUCAUCAGCAAUCGUUUACCAAUUUACUUGUACAGUCAACUCGACUAUAGCGAUAUCAAUUUUCGUAUUUUAAGAGCCGAUGUCGAUGGCAUCAUUGCGUCAACAAUAUGUAAUCCCAUGUUCGAAUCAGCCAGGAAAGAGAAGUUCACUGUUGUCUCCAUAGAAGAGGGCCAGUGUUAUUAA